Molecule: messenger RNA, 1593 nt
Organism: Daldinia childiae
Lineage: Eukaryota; Fungi; Ascomycota; Sordariomycetes; Xylariales; Hypoxylaceae
Product: Tripeptidyl-peptidase sed1
Exons: 6
Coding region: 1-1593 (530 amino acids)
Biological process (GO): proteolysis
Molecular function (GO): serine-type endopeptidase activity; tripeptidyl-peptidase activity
Source: RefSeq, a predicted model, not a curated record
AUGGGUUACGGGAACGCCCAAGAGCCUCCAUCGAAGAAACGGAGGGAAGCCGGUGUACACCCCAUUAAUCGUCUCGGUCAGUCAGUUGAUGAAGGUGAACUUUCUAAGCUCAAAAGUGAGAGGAGCAAGAAUAUCCUCGCACCCCUUAAACGGACUACAGGACCAAAUGUAGAGGGACCUUUACGCUUUGCGAGCCCAGUGGAACCCGCAGAUGUAGCAAGCGGCAAUUUAACGCUGCCUGGUGGCUGUGACCAAUAUAUCACACCGGAUUGUAUUAGGGCUCUGUAUGGUAUUCCGAAAGGGUCCAAGAAACACCCAGAUAACAAAAUGGGAAUCUUCCAAUCCCUUGGGCAGCACUACACACAGCAUGAUCUCGACACAUUCUUCUGGAGCUUCACGGAUGAAAUCCCGAACGGAACGCAUCCUGAGCUUUUUUCCGUCGACGGCGGGCAAGGGGCCACGACAAACCUUAGGCUGGCCGGCUCAGAAUCAAACCUCGAUUUUCAAAUGGCGUACGGGUUGAUCUGGCCCCAGGAGCCUGCACUCUACCAGGUCGAUGACGAGUGGUACCAGACUAACUACGAGUUUGAUCCAGAGUCAUACUUGGACCUUUGGAACGCAAUCGACGGCAGCUACUGCACUUUCGAGGCAUAUGGCGAAACAGGUAAUUGUAAACGCCCUGAGUGUCGAGACCCUGUGUACCCGAAUCCGCAUGACCGUUCUGGAUACAGCGGCCAGUUGAUGUGCGGUGUAUACAAGCCGACAAACGUCAUUAGUAUCUCGUACAGUGGAGCAGAAAUUGAUCUCCCGGCGUCUUAUCAGCAGCGGCAAUGUGCCGAGAUUAUGAAGCUCGGCUUACAAGGCUCUACGAUCAUCAUCUCAUCGGGCGAUGACGGCGUCGGCGGCUUCUCAUCUCCUGCUGCGCCUUCUGGUUGCUUAGGUCCCGCACGGGACGUCUUCAAUCCGCAGUUCCUUGCAACUUGUCCUUAUAUCUUGACGGUAGGAUCGACCGUCCUGCAGACCAAUGGGACCCCUGGUGUCGACCCCGAGGAGGCGACGGACAGGUUCCGGUCUGGUGGAGGAUUCUCUAACAUCUACGAUGCCCCGGAUUGGCAAAAGGAAAUUGUCAAUAAGUACCUUGAAGAGGCUAAGCUUCCAUUCGAGGGUUACGAAGGCGGUGGCGGUAACUUUAGUAACGUUAACGCUGGUAUAGGACAUUUUAACAAGCUAGGGAGAGCUUAUCCAGAUGUCUCGGCCAAUGGAGACCACUUCGUCAUUUCAAGCGGCGGUGAGCUACUAAGCAUUGGUGGCACAUCCGCUUCGGCGCCACUCUGGGGAUCGAUCAUUACUCUGAUUAACGAGGAGCGUUUAGCGGCGGGUAAAAGCCCGGUCGGGUUCGUUCAUCAAGUCCUGAUAUCUCCUAACCACCUAGCGCAGUAUUCUCACCCCGAAGUCUUCAAAGAUAUCACGAAGGGCGAUAACCGGGCAUGUAAGACGACUGGUUUCCCGGCUAUUGAGGGAUGGGAUCCUGUAUCGGGAAUGGGUACUCCGGACUACCCCAAGCUUUUGGAGCUCUUUUUGAGCUUGCCGUAA